GCUCUGGGUGCUCCGAUCUGACUGUCUCUGGCGGCUUUACGCGAGCGGUGCGCGUCGUGUCGUCUGGUGUCGACGUUUAUCUGUUGCAGCCGAACGUUAGUAAUGGAUCUCGACCAGGCUACCUCCCAACAGCAAGGUUCCGGCCUGGAAAAACGAGCCAAGGAGAACAGCAGUGCAGCCGGGAAUCAUGGUGAUUCUCACAUGAAUGGCAUGUCAAACGGAUAUGACCGCAAAAGGGAGGACAAGUCUGAGCACAGGGAUAAGGACAAGGAACGGUCUCAUAGGUCUGAGCACAAGGACAAAGAGAAGAGCAAGGAUAAAGACAAGGAGAAAAGUCAUAAGAGCGAGCAUAGGGACAAGGACCGCCACAAACACAAUUCCAGUUCUAGCUCCUCAAAGGACAAAGACAAGCAUAGCAGCAAAGAUAAAGACAAGCACAAGGAAGUAGACAAGGAUAAGAAGAGCAGUUCUUCGUCGAGUAAGGACAAGGACUAUAAGAGCAGCUCUACUUCAUCGAGUAAGGACAAAGAGAAAGAACAUCAUAAGUCAACUUCUAGCUCUAGAGAUAAAGACAGGCAUAGUAGUUCCAAUUCUAAGGACAAAGAUAGUUCUCGAGAAAAAGAUAAACACAAGAAUAGCUCAAGUUCUAGCUCUCGUGAUAAGGACAAGAGUAGUUCUAAAGAUAAAGACAACAAGAAGCAUUCUUCCGAGAAGGACAAGGAUAGACAUAGCAGUUCACACUCAAUAUCUGAAAAGGAAAAGUCCAGGUCAUCAGACAAGGACAAACACAGCUCAUCUGACAAGGAUAAGCAUCGCCAUGAUAAGGACAAAGACCGGCGUCGGCAUGACAAAGAGAAAUCUAAACAUCGAGAUGACAAAAAGGAAAGGAGUAAGGAUGAAAGCAAAAUUAAAACAGAAGUUAAAGUAGAGCCUGAGACUGCACCUGCGCCUAUUACCGAACCAGCGGCAACAGCAACUUCAGACUACCAAUACAAUGACAGAACAAAGCAUGAGAUUAAGGAGGAAGAUGUAGAUAUCGAUGACGAUGACUAUGACAGCGGAGCGGAGCAACCUCUGUACAUCAAGGAAGAUGACGAAGGUGAAGGAGAAUGGAAUAAAGAUGCGAGCAUGGAUUCGACAGACGGGAAUGACACGAGACUUUCAGAACUUCACAAUACAACUCUUAAAACUGAAGAGGAGUCUGAUGAAGAUGUCCCUCUGUGGAAAGAUGGCCCCCACUCUGCCAACCAGAACAAGCCAUCCUGGACGGUUAUCAGAAAAUCAAAUCCGUCCUCUAUGGUCAAGCGAAAAUUGGAGUCCUCUGACGAGGAAGAUAUACCCCUCAUGGCUCGCAAGAAGGCCAAGAGCGAUACGCCAAAAACAAAAAAGAAAAAGAGACGACAUGCGGAUGAACCAGAAGAGGAAGAGACCGACUACAAAGAGUCUAAAGUAAAGAAAAAGGCAAACAAAAAAAUUAAGUCUGAAGCCUCCCCACAUUCAAAAAAGAAGAAAGCGGAUGAACCCCAGGAAGUAUGGAAAUGGUGGGAAGAAGAGAAGAAGAAUGACGGAACAAAGUGGCAUUUCUUGGAACACAAGGGUCCAGUAUUUGCUCCUGAGUACGAACCAUUGCCCCGUGACGUCAAAUUUUACUACAACGGUAAAGAGAUGAAGUUGUCGCAGGAUGCCGAAGAGGUGGCGACUUUUUAUGCCCGCAUGCUCGACCACGAUUACACGACCAAGGAAGUAUUCAACAGUAAUUUUUUCCACGACUGGCGAGAGGUGAUGACCGAAUCGGAGAGAUCCAAGAUAGCGGAUUUGUCAAAAUGCAACUUCAAAGAAAUGCAUGCCUACUUUCUUCAGAAGAGUGAGGAGCGUAAAGCUAUGUCUAAGGAAGAAAAGAAGAAAAUUAAAGAACAGAACGAAGAAGUUCAAAAGGAAUAUGGCUUCUGCACUAUUGAUGGUCAUAGAGAAAAAAUAGGUAAUUUCAAGAUAGAACCACCAGGACUGUUCAGAGGACGUGGUGAGCAUCCAAAAAUGGGAAAGUUGAAGAAGCGAGUGAAUCCAGAAGACGUCUUAAUCAAUUGUUCGAAGGAUUGUGUGAUUCCGAAAGCUCCAGCAGGCCAUAAAUGGCGGGAAGUUCGGCACGAUCCCAACGUAACAUGGCUGGCGUCAUGGACAGAGAACGUGCAGGGCCAGGUGAAGUACGUGAUGCUGAAUCCUUCUAGUAAAUUGAAAGGAGAGAAAGACUGGCAGAAAUAUGAAAUCGCGCGAAAAUUAGCAAAGUCAAUCGAUAAGAUCAGAGCAGAGUACAGGGAGGACUGGAAGAGCAAAGAGAUGCGCAUCAGACAGAGAGCGGUUGCCCUAUACUUCAUUGACAAGCUUGCUCUCAGGGCUGGUAAUGAAAAAGACGAAGAACAAGCUGACACCGUGGGCUGCUGUUCACUCAGAGUCGAACACAUUUCGCUGCACGAACACAAAGAUAAUAAAGACUUUGUUGUCGUGUUUGACUUCCUCGGUAAGGAUUCGAUAAGGUACUACAACGAGGUGCCAGUAGAGAAGCGUGUCUUCAAAAAUUUACAACUAUUCAUGGAGAACAAAUCGCCCGGCGAUGAUUUAUUCGAUCGUCUCAAUACGACGGUGAUGAACAAACAUUUGAACGAGCUGAUGGAGGGCCUCACUGCCAAGGUGUUCAGAACUUACAACGCGUCAUGGACGCUGCAGCAGCAACUUGACAAAUUAACGAACCCUGACGACACGGUUGCUGAGAAGAUAUUGGCGUAUAACAGGGCGAAUAGGGCGGUUGCUAUUUUGUGUAACCAUCAACGUGCCGUUCCGAAGACCCAUGCAAAAUCUAUGGAAAAUAUGAAGGCCAAAAUCGUAGCUAAGAAAGAAGCCAUAGAAGAAGCGGAAGCCCAGGUCAAGGAUGCUAAACGCGAUGCCAAGAACGGCUCUGUGAAGGAGAAAGUAGUCUACGAGAAGAAGAAAAAGGCACUGGAUCGAUUGAGGGAGCAGCUUGCCAGGCUGGAAGUUCAGGCGACGGAUCGAGAGGAGAAUAAAGAAAUUGCUCUGGGCACCUCCAAGUUGAAUUACUUGGAUCCUCGAAUCAGUGUUGCCUGGUGCAAAAAGUACGACGUUCCAAUCGAAAAGAUUUACAACAAAACUCAGAGGGACAAAUUCAGGUGGGCUAUAGACAUGGCGGGACCGGACUACGUCUUUUAACCCAUGAGCCACCGACUUUAAUGUGUCCCGUUCCCCCUGAAGAUCCGGAUGGAUCCCGACUACUAUCCACUCAACAAAAUCGCCGUUAAAUUAGUGAAUUUUAUUUUAAAGAUAACGCGAGACGUCAUGAGAAUACACUUUUUUACAUUAUUAAUCAGACAUCUGCAUACCUCAUUCGAUUACGGUAACUUACAGAUACUUUGUCUAUCGAACGCCUCGUAUUCAGAGAAUUCACACAUACCUAAUACACCGUAGUUGGUGUGCUAAUUACUCAUGAUUUAUCAAACGGCGCGGGUCGACGGUAACGCCGACGCCGAUAAAAACUGUGCAAUCUACGUGCUAACACGCUGUUCCGAAUCUAUUGGGAAUCGGUUGUAAUUUUUACAAUCAAACUAUCGAAAUGAUGUUGCAGACAUGAUAGAUGGAAUCUAACACACCGCGAGUACGGCGCUGCCGUGUAGGCUAUAGUCGACCCGCAUCUGCCAUAAAUUAUUAGGUAGUUAUUCAAAUCAAAUGAAUUUAUGAAAAUCGCUUCACCGAUGAAUCGUAGCUGAGUGCUUCUAUACGGCCAACGAUCCAGCCGCGGCCGAUCCAGAGACGUGGAAAUUCAGGUUCGAGCCAGUCUAAUUUUAAUUAGCCAAAAUUUGAUGUGAGUCUGCAUUAGAUGCAUAGGUUGUGUAAAUAGGGAGCAGUCCGCGUCACAAUCACUUGUAUUUGUAUACCGAUCGCAUUCGCGCACGUCCCAUUCCCUUAUGGGAGCUGUACGUACGUUUUUCCACCGUUUGAACGCAUGCCAAUGUUUUCAUUUGCCAAUUAAAAUCGACCCAGCGCUUUUAUCAUCUCAUAAUUUGUCAUCUCACGUACAACGAGUCCUAGAUAUAUUUUAAACGGUGCGCGUUCACUCGUUCGGUACAGCUUAGUAUAUGCGGUAAGUUGCGGAUACAAAUGUCUAAUAAUUUGAUAGGCAAAAUGCGGAGAAUAAAUUCGCGAGUCACGAGGGAGGUCUUGAUGUUUCCCGAAAUUGAUUAAAUGAAAUUUAGUAACUUUGUCACAUUAAUGAUUACGUAGGAAAUAAUGAUACCCCAGUCAAUCUAGGCUGCCACCGCGUUAUUAAUACGCGACAGAGCAACUGACCACCCGUAUUUUACUUUAGUUUGAAUUAAGCCCCUAGGAGUAAGAUAAUAUCUGAUAGGUUUUAGAUUACAAUUAGUUAAAGGUCAUAAUGGUACGAGAUGUGUAUUGGUGUGGAAUCAUUUGAAUUUCAUUAAAAUUUGCAGUAACCAAGUUUUCUUGAAGACCAGUAAUGAACCCGGGGGUUGUCAAUCAUUGCUAGAACCAUGUCAGCGAUUCAAAUUCAUUAAGGACUAGACCCAGUUAGGUUGUAUCUUUUUAAAUCUGAUAAAAAAAAAAAAAAACAGCUUCAGCUGUCCUAUUGAUACUUAUACCGAUCCUGAGUGACCACGCACCUCGUCCUUUUCAUAGAAAUUUAGUGUAGAAUGCAAGCGAUCAAGAAUAAAUGUACAUUAUUAAUCAAUGUAUGCAUAAAACCUUGAAUCCUCGUACUCGUCACUUGGGGCACGCAGCUGAAUCUGAGACCCCCGCGAAUUGUCGGUACGUGCGUGUUUUCAGGUAAUAUCGUUUCUGUACAUUACAGGAAUUAUAAUAAAAAUUCAUCAUAGUGUA
Messenger RNA from Athalia rosae (coleseed sawfly), 4902 nucleotides. It is a transcript of the gene Top1, whose product is annotated as DNA topoisomerase I, mitochondrial. Gene Ontology annotation, biological process: DNA topological change; chromosome segregation; DNA replication. The transcript has 15 exons. Gene Ontology annotation, cellular component: chromosome; nucleolus. NCBI's taxonomy places the organism in Eukaryota, Metazoa, Arthropoda, Insecta, Hymenoptera, Athaliidae. Gene Ontology annotation, molecular function: DNA topoisomerase type I (single strand cut, ATP-independent) activity; DNA binding. Bases 103 to 3219 code for a protein of 1038 amino acids. The record is from RefSeq and is a predicted model, not a curated record.